AUGUCGGCACCCGCACCACAAAACCCUGUCUUUCACGUUGACCCUAACAAGCUUGAAGCUGUCAGGAGAAAGUAUGCCGAAGAAGCACAGAAAAGAUUGAGAACAGAAGGCUCUGCACAAUUUCAAGCCCUCAACGAAGCCUCAGAAGAUCGACUUCAUUCGCUUCUAGACGAUCCGUGGGCGGAUCACGCAACAUUGAAUGCUAGACAAUCGCCAUUCCGCGAAACCAAACAUAUUCGAUUCUUCGUCCUUGGGGCCGGGUUCGGAGGACUGCUGUACGCGGUCAACCUCAUUCAAUCCGGUGUCGCGACCGCAGACGACAUCCGAAUCGUCGAUGCGGCUGGCGGCUUUGGCGGGACUUGGUACUGGCACCGGUAUCCCGGACUGCACUGCGACCUCGAGAGCUAUUGCUAUCUGCCUCUGCUUGAGGAGACUGGCUACAUUCCUACAAAGAAGUACGCUCCGGCCGCGGAAAUCCGUCGAUAUGCGGAACUCAUUGCGUCGCGAUGGACGCUUGACGACAAGACUCUGUUCCGGUCUGACGUGCAGAGUGUGCAGUGGAAUGACGACAAGGAGCUCUGGAAUAUCAGUCUCUCAGAGAGACGUGGUCCUGGAGAACCUGUGAUUAAGCAAGACAUCCAGGCGCAGUAUAUUUAUCUGGCUGCGGGUGUUCUCACAAAGCCACAAGUCCCAAAGAUUCCUGGUCUCCUUUCCUACAAAGGGGAAAUAUUCCACACUUCUAGAUGGAACUACGAUGUCACUGGCGGAUCACAAGAAGAUCAAACACUCACCAAUCUGCGAGAUAAGAGAGUCGCAAUAGUCGGUACGGCUGCAACAGCCAUAGGAGCAAUUCCCACGCUCGCCAAGUUCGCAAAGGAGCUGUACGUGGUGCAGCGGACGCCAGCCUACGUCAAGGGUCGGGGUCAACAAGACACGGUCCCCGAAACUUUCAAAGCUACUGUCGCGAGAAAUAAAGGUUGGCAAUUUGAGAGGCAGAUCAACCUGAACCGGCACAUGACCAACGCCCUCUUGCCAGGACAGCCCAAUCUGGUGAACGACGGCUGGACCGAUAUGCCCGCUUACUCCGCGGUCAUGGGAUCACCCGCCCACGGCAUCGCCAAUUCUUCCCCGGAAGACCAGGACCGAAGGGCCACCUGGUUCCACGCCUUGGACCUGCCGCAUAUGGAAGGCGUGCGCGCUCGGGUCAGCAGCAUUGUCAAAUGUGAAGCUACUGCCGAGAAAUUGAAGCCCUGGUACCCCUCUUGGUGCAAACGUCCCACAUUCAGCGAUGAAUAUUUACAAGCUUUCAACGAGCCGCACGUACAUCUCCUCGACACCGACGGCAAGGGACCAUCGAAUGCCACAGAGAGAGGCAUCGUCGUCGCCGGCGAGGAGUAUCCUGUCGACGUUAUCAUCUUUAGCACAGGCUAUUCCGUCACUGGUGGUCGUACGGGAGGUAGUCCAGCAGAACGAGUCGGUAUCGAGGUUCUCGGACGUAACGGUGUCUCAAUGGAUGAUAAAUGGCGACGCAACGGCGCUGCUACGCUACACGGGUAUCUCACGAGCGAGUUUCCCAACCUCUUUUUCUCUGGUACGUCCCAGGGUACCAUCACGGGCAAUAAUGUGUUCAUGUUGGGCCUCAUUGCUCGGCAUGUCACGUACAUUAUAUCCGAGGCUGAAGCACGAGUGGGUGCUGGUCAAAGGGCUAUUGUCGAGGUGACUCGAGAGGCAGAGGAACAGCACAGUCUAGAGGUUGCGAAGAGGGCCCCGUUCUUUUCGUCGCUUGCGGGAUGUACCCCGGGAUACUUCAAUGGACACGGACAAGCGGCCUCAGACGACCCCAAAGAGAGGGCCAAGCAGGCACGGGGAGUCGUGUGGGCUGAAGGUACAGUAUCCUUCUUGCAGUACAUUGGUAGAUGGAGGAACGAGGGCAAAUUGGAUGGAAUCUCUGUUUCAGCGCGACCCAGAGUCGCGUCCAAUAGCAUUGAAAGAUUGUCCAAGAUUUAA
This is a messenger RNA of Colletotrichum fioriniae, 2007 nucleotides long. RefSeq lists its product as uncharacterized. Lineage: Eukaryota; Fungi; Ascomycota; Sordariomycetes; Glomerellales; Glomerellaceae. The record is from RefSeq and is a predicted model, not a curated record.